AACAGAUGACUGUCAAAUGUUGACGCUUGCUACGAGGCGAGACUGAGGUCUGCCCUGACAGUCCUGCCCAAAACUUCUUCAUCAACGGGAAAGUAAAAUACAGAUAUAAGUGUCGCAAGCGGUUGUCAUUCAACCCUGCAUGGAAUAAACAGAAAAAGAUUGAUAGAAGCGGCAAGGUAGCUAGCUAGCUGGCAUGUCACUGACAGUGCUUGGGGGCUAUGCACAACGUUAGCCUACAGUACCUAGCUAGCUUGCUAACGUUGUUGAAUGGCAUGCUAGUAGGCAAUAGCACUGGGCAUAUUCUUCUUUAGCAUGUGGUUUAUCUAACGGCAGUAUCUUUCUUGCCCAAUGUGGGGACGAAAGAGACAGCUGGGACAUUGGCAGAAAGCUUGGCUAGCUGCAGUAGCUAACCAAGAACUGGUAUUGUGCCGCAGAUCCAGUUUCACCAAUGGCAGUUCUCAUCGCGGAGGACGCAAUGACACCAGACGAGGAGCCGCGGGGUGACUGACAGUCUUCAGGAACCCGACCAUCGAAGUAGCUAGCUACUACUGCUGACAAUCUGGGAACAUGGACAAUUUUUCCAAAUGCAUCCAGAGAAAUAUCUCUCCCAGUGGAUCAGAAUGUAAUGCAAGAAGGACGGAUCAUGUAGAAAAGCUUUCCAGGCAGACCAGCGCAUGUAAUGAACGGGAACCGCACACAUCAUGCCAACAUAACACGCAAAACGCAUUGAACCAGAAGGAAGCAUGACAGCAAAUUAACGUUUAUUUCAUCUUUGUAUUUAUUUUGCUGAACAACAUUUGGUUUAGUCUGGCUAUCACCACUGGUUCCCAGAUUUCAUGUACUAGUUCUAUCAACCGAUGUCUGAGAUCAGUCAGAAUUUAGAUUUCAUGAUGACGGUGGAGGGUUCCACAAUAAAGAGUCGGAUCAAAAAUCUUCUCCGCUCGCCAUCUAUCAAAUUGAGAAGGAAUAAAGAUCGGAACCAUAAAGAGAAUCUCAGUAACAAGGUCACAUUAGAGAAGGUGCUGGGGAUCACAGCAUUUGGGAACCGUGCUUUGGCCUGCGACCCUCGCUCCGGACUAGUGGCCUACCCAGCUGGAUGUGUGGUGGUGCUGCUGAACCCCAAGAAGAACAAACAGCAUCACAUCCUAAACAGCUCCAGGAAAACCAUCACCACUCUGUCAUUUUCCCCUGAUGGCAAAUAUGUGGUCACAGGAGAGAGUGGGCACAUGCCUGCUGUGCGGGUGUGGGACGUUGCAGAGCGGACUCAGGUGGCCGAGCUACAGGAGCAUAAGUACGGCAUCUCCUGCGUGGCCUUCAGCCCUAACAGCAAGUACAUCGUCAGCGUGGGAUACCAGCACGACAUGAUCGUCAAUGUCUGGGCCUGGAAGAAAAACAUUGUGGUGGCAGCCAACAAAGUCUCCAGUAAAGUGACGGCCGUGUCCUUCUCAGACGACAGCUCCUACUUUGUCACGGCAGGGAACAGGCACGUCAAGUUCUGGUACCUGGAUCACACCAAAUCCUCCAAGGUGAACGCCACAGUUCCUCUGCUGGGUCGCUCAGGGCUCCUGGGAGAGUUGAGGAACAACUUCUUCUCUGACGUGGCAUGUGGGAAGGGUCGUAAAGCCGGCAGCACCUUCUGCAUCACUUCCUCAGGCCUGCUCUGCGAGUUCAAUGACAAACGCCUGCUGGACAAAUGGGUGGAGCUAAGGAAAAACGUCGUCAUCACAACAUCUCAGGCCACGUCUCUGUCUGUGACAGAGGAGCUGAUCUUCUGUGGCUGUGCAGACGGCACCGUGAGGGUCUUCAGCCCUGUCAACCUGCACUUCAUCUGUACCCUGCCACGCCCACACUGCCUGGGAACAGACAUCGCCACCGUGGUGGAGGCUAGCCACCUCUUCAGCCACAAGAUGGACGCCCGGUACCCUGACACAGUGGCUGUAUCAUAUGACCCUGCGAGCCGCUGGCUGUCCUGUGUCUACAACGACCACAGCCUGUACGUGUGGGACGUACGGGACCUCAGGAAAGUGGGCAAGGUCUACUCCGCCCUCUACCACUCGGCUUGCGUGUGGAGCGUCGAGGUGUACCCGGACAGGGUAAGUGAUGGUGAGCAGCCCUGUUUGCCUCCAGGCUCCUUCCUCAGCUGCUCCUCAGACAACACCAUCCGUCUCUGGAACACUGACGGUCACAGCACCACCCUCAGCCGCAACGUCAUCAGCAACGACCUCCAGAAGAUCAUCUACAUGGACAACAACACGGCCGGCCUGCUGGACACAGAGUUCCUCAACUCGGGGAACGGAGAGAAGGCCGACCCCCAGACCUCAGAGACUAGGACGGGCAUCAGGACCAUGUGUGUGAGCCCCGACGGGCAGCACCUGGCGUCGGGCGACCGCACCGGCACCUUGAGAAUCCAUGAGCUGGUGAGCAUGGAGGAGAUUCUGAACGUUCAGGCCCACGACUCUGAGAUCCUUUGUCUGGAAUACUCCAAGCCUGAGACGGGUCUGAAGCUACUAGCCACAGCUAGUCGAGACCGUCUGAUCCAUGUGCUGGAUGCAGAGCAGGAGUACAGCCUGCUGCAGACGCUGGACGAACACUCCUCCUCCAUCACCGCCGUCCGAUUCGCUGCCAAUGACGGCAAGGUGAGGAUGAUCAGCUGUGGCGCUGACAAGAGCAUCUACUUCCGCACAGCGCAGAAGUCAGAUGAAGGAACAGUGUUUACCCGCACCCACCACAUCGUACGCAAGACGACGCUGUAUGACAUGGAUAUCGACCCCACCAGGAAGUACGCCGCUAUUGGUUGUCAAGACCGCAGCGUUAGAAUCUUCAACAUCAGUAACGGCAAACAGAAGAAACUGUACAAGGGCUCCCAAGGAGAGGAUGGCACUGUUAUCAAGGUUCAGACCGACCCCUCAGGACUGUAUGUGGCCACCAGCUGCUCAGACAAGAACAUCAGCAUCUUUGACUUCUACUCUGGAGAGUGUGUGGCCACCAUGUUCGGACACUCUGAGGUUGUGACUGGAAUGAAGUUCACCAAUGACUGCAAGCACAUGAUAACUGUGUCUGGUGACAGCUGCAUCUUUGUGUGGCGUCUGGCCCCGGAGCUCACCAUCAGUAUGAGACAGCGUCUGUCAGACCUCAAACAGAGUGGCAAGCCAGUUCAGAAGACACCACCUCACAAACCUUGCAAUCUCAGCACCAGGAGAGAGGUGCACAGAACCCCUCCCAUAGUCACCAUGUCCUCUGACAGCGACAAAGAGGUGGAGGAGGAGGGGAUAGAGGAGGAGGAGGAGGAGGAGGAGGAGGAGGAGGAAGAGAUGAUCUCUCCUUACAUGGUGUCAGGCUGCAGUGCAGAGGAAGAGACAGACACCUCAGACGAAAAGCAAAACUCUCUUAACUCUCACGGCAGAGAACUGAAAAGGGAGAGCUCUUUUGGCAGGCGUUCCUCCCAGGGCAAUCAUCACUGUGAGGAAAGGGGUCCCCGUCCGCGGCGCCGCUGGUCCAGAGGCAUGGUCAGCAUGGAGCUGAUGGUCAAGUCCAUGUUGGACCUCAGACAGCUGGAUUCCUUCGCCAUGCCCCCCUCCUCCCCCAACAAGACCAAGACCCAGCCGGAUGCUUUCAGAGACCCAUUCAGGGAGGAUGAACUGGGCAGCACCAUCAGCCUGCAACCCCUUACUGCAUGGGGGGAUGAGUCUGAGCAGAGGUCCCAGCAGCGACCCCACUACAUCAUGUUCUCUCCACAGACCCCAGAGACAGGCUCAGUGCUCUACCCCGAGGGCUGUGAGGACAGGGUCAGCUUAGCUGGCAGUGAGUACCUAGUGAAAGAGCUACUGCCCGGGCCUGAGACCAGCAGGAGUGUGAAGGGGUACCAGAACCACAGCCAGUGGAGCCAGGGCCACCAUGACAAACACAGCCCAGACAGCGCCUGCUCUGUGGACUACUCCAGCAGCAGACGGUCCAGCCCAGACAGCCAGCAGCAGCCUCCUGGAGAGAACUCUGAGCCCACAGAGCCUCUCAGUGUGGAUGGGAACUCCUCUGAAUUGGACAUGGAGGAACUGGAGGAGGAAGAGGAGGGGGGCGUAGGGAGGGGAGAGGCCAAGGGGACAACAGUAGUACCUAAGACCCCUGACCAGGAGGCCUUCCUCAAACAGCACUUUGGCAACCUGGCUGAGCUUAAAAACCCAGUGAGCCCGACCAGAGUUGUCACCCCGGACAGUGUCAGCAUCUCCUCCAAGUUCCUGUCCCAAUGCUCUCCUGGAAGGACGGCCUUUCCAUUCCCCUCGAAGAGCGCUGUUGAGGGGAAGGUAGCCAGCGGUGUGGUGAGGCCCCUGGUCUCUGAGGUGAGGCCCCUCAUGGAGCACAACCAGGGCCAGAGCCACAACCAGGGUCAGAGCCAAGGCCACAACCAAGGCCAAGACCACAGCCAGGACCAGAGCCACAGCCAGGGCCAGAGCCACAACCAGGACCAGAGCCACAACCAGGACCAGAGCCAAGGCCACAACCAGGACCAGAGCCACGACCACAGCCAGGGCCACAGCCAGGACCAGAGCCAAGAACACAGCCAGGACCAGAGCCAAGGCCACAGCCAGAGCCACAGCCAGGACCAGAGCCAAGAACACAGCCAGGACCAGAGCCACAGCCAGGGCCAGAGCCACAGCCAGGACCAGAGCCACAGCCAGAACCAGAGCCAAGACCACAGCCAGGGCCAGAGCCACAGCCAGGGCCAGAGCCACAGCCAGGGCCAGAGCCACAACCGGGGUCAGAGCCAAGGCCACAACCAGGACCAGAGCCACAACCAGGACCAUAGCCACAGCCAGAGCCAACUCCACAGCCAAGGCCAGAGCCACGACCAGGGCCAGAGCUAUAGCCAGGGCCAGAGCCACAACCAGGGCCAGAGCCACAGCCGGAGGAAGGGCUCAGAAGAAUCUCAGAAGGGCACUACCGCGAGACUAGAAGUAGUGGACACUAUGGAGAAGGGUCUGAAUCUCCGGGCCUCUCCUCUGAGGAAGAAGCUUUUUAACCCUGCAGUGGACUCCCGUAGGAUAGUCAGCCCUGUAGCCAAGGCUGCAGCAUCACACCUCACCUCUACAGGCAUGAGGAAGUCCCAGUCAGUCCAGAACCUGCACACUGAGGAAAUGCCUCUGAGCCUGUCUCGGCCCUCCAAGGAGGUAGCCCCUCAGCCCCAUCACUCCCAGGCCAACGAGCGUCCAGUGACCCUCCCCACAACCCCCCGCCGCACCCUGCCCAGCGUGCCCCCCCUCUGCAGCCCCACCUCCCCACAACCCCGGGACAUCACCAGUAGCAGUCACGGCACUGCCCCCACGCCCAGGAGCAUCAAAUCCCGCUGCUCCUACAUGAGCCCCACCACCAGCUCCAUGGCCAAGAUGUCCCGCUCCAUGUCCAUGGGAGACAGCCUAAACGUGGCCGAGGAAGAGUCUGAGUCUACAGAGUCACGCAGGGGGUCCAGCUCUGACACGUCAAAUGCUCCCACCAAGAGUCGGAGCUGCUCCUCCCAGAGCUCCCAGAGUCUUAGUACUAAACCGUCUACCCCCGUGGCCGUUGUCUCUUCCACCUUAUCCUCCUCCUCCCCUCUGGUGUUGGGUUUAGCCAUGCCCCAUGCUGCAGUUAUCCCCACCCUCAUCACUAGCUCUCCAAGCAACUCCAACCCCAGCCCAACCACCAAGAGUCUGCAGGCUAAGCUGAUGUGCAGCACCCGGCCCCAGCUCAACCUGGACAUCUCCAAGCCCCUCCCAGACAAGCCCUCCCUGGCGGCCUUCACUCCCAACAGUACCUCCAAGACCACCGCCUCCUCCAAAACUGUCAAAGAGGACACCGACCUCUCUUCCAGAUCUCCAGUCAGCUUGUUACCUCACCAGGGCCAGACUCAUCCAGUGCUCACCAACAAAGUCCAGCUAGUCACUGCACUGUCCCUCUCCCCAGCCGCUCCUGUGGAGACUAGCCCAGCUCGGAGUCCUGAGGCAGAGCAGCGGUUUCUCACCACGGAGCUGCGUCCUGAGGCCCCCGUGGUAGACAACAGGCUAGAACAGACAAAGAUGGAGGAGAGCCAGGGCCUGACCCAGGAGAAGAGUCCCACAAUGGAGGUGUCUCUACAGGGCAGUCCCGUAUACCUGCUGUCAUCUGGAGGUCCCGGCCAGGACCGUGCAGGUUUGCUCCAGCGAUCUCCCUCCUUCAUCCUGUCAUCUCUGCGUCUGGGCAUGCCCCUGGCCAACACCAAGCACUUUUUUACUACUGGUGCCGUGUGGCCUACCGUCUCAGUCUCCACCCCCAUAUACUCUGCACCUUCACCCUGUCCUCCGUCACUUAAUCAUUUCCUCCUGACGGACGGCUCUCUCAGUAUGGAGUCGUGCAGGGUGGUGGCCAGCGAUCUACAGAACACCUUUAGGAAGGCCUCCCAGCUCUACAGAAUGGUGAACAGUGUGCCUGUAGACUCCAGGCAGGAGCACCAUGAGAUGGCCCAGGUCCUGUCUGAGGCCUUUGAGGUGGUGAGGGCCGAGCUGAGCUCCCUGCCCCAGAGCUCACCCCCAUCCCCCUCUGGAGGACCUGCAGCAGGAGGCUCCCUGUGUACAGUGGGCUGCCGGCCCGUAGAACCAGGGACGGGGAGAUUAGCCUCAGGGGAGGAGAGGACUCUGGCUCUGCUGGAGCAGUACUCUGAGCUCCUCCUUCAAGCCGUGGAGAAGAGGCUGGACAACAAGCAGCUCUCCUAAAUACUCCUCUUCUUUCACACCCUUCCUUGAAGACUGAACCAACCAACCCUCUUGCAAAUGUAGGAUCGUAAGCCAUUGUGCAAGGAUAUCUGCAGACUACAGUACUUCUUUUUAUUUCAUUUCUUUCUCGACACGUUUUUAAAAUGAACAGAUUAAAAUAUUCCUGAAGGAUGCCUGUACAUAUUUUUUAGAAGUUCUUUUUUCUUUUUAAGCACUUCUCUCUCUUUCUCUCUGAUGCACCCUCUGGGUGGUCCCCUCUAUCCCUGUCAGAUCUCUGUAGGCCUAGGAGGGUUUGGGAGGGUUGUACUCAGCACAAUGGCCCACAGAUACUGAUACUGUAGGGAGACUCCUCAGGAUGAUCAAUGCCUCAGCAUUCAUUCCCAGUGUGGCUGACCUGCACUACAGACAGUCAUUCAUCACCCUUCCUCCCUCUAAUAUAGUGUGCUACCUACAGUACCUACCAGACACCUGCACUCUCACGACCACUGGUUUUGUUUACCCCUGUUGCCAAAUAUUGUGCCCUGCUACUUUGUUUUAAUGAAGUUGUUGUUAUGGAAAUGCCGGAUGCCCUAGAGUUGCUUAGCGUAGUUUUGCGGGCCCCUCUUGCAAGGUGUUCCCACAGAAAGAAAAAUGUGCCGUUUUAUAGCUUAUUUCAUGCUAUUUGACACAUAUUGCCAUGAGGCUGAGAGAAAAUGUUGAUGUUUUAGUGCUCAGGGAUUCUUGAAAGACGGGACAAUGGGACAAUCUCAACUUUUUUCCCACAAAGAUUUGUCUUAAUAUUAACAAAAGUUGAAAUCUAUAUUUUGAUAGACCAAAGUACCAGCUAACACAACAUGUAAAGAACUCAACUUCCAAACUUCAUCUCAGUGCUAGAGGCGUCACUACAGACCCUGGUUCGAUUCCAGGCUGUAUCACAACUGGCCGUGAUUGGGAGUCCCAUAGGGCGGCACACAAUUGGCCCAGCGUCGUCCGGGUUAGGGUUUGGCCGGGGUAGGCGGUCAUUGUAAAUAAGAAUUUGUUCUCAACUGACUUGCCUAGUUAAAUAAAUAAAUUAAAUACAAAUAUUUAGCACUACUAAAUGCUCCAGGACAAAUUUCUUUAGCAUUGUGACAUGUUUUUCUAGAUUUAAAACAUUAAGAAAGCAAACAUCUUUUAGGUCUAGCAAAUCAAAUGCUUCAAAUGUUUAAGCAAAUGUUACAGAGCAGUGAUGACAAUAUUUGUUCUGAAUAUUUACACAAAAAAACGAUGUUAAGGGGGUGGACCAUCGGUGACGUAAUUGACAAACCAGUGACGGAGUUGUGACAACCGAUGCUCAAAACAACAAAAGUUCAACACAAACAUUCAAUACAAAAUAUGGGAAAGGAUUCAUUUGAAAAUCUCCAAUAAAAACGCAGCUUUACAGACUAUGAGGGGGCUUGUUGCAAUACAUGAGGACAUGAAUGAGGGGUCCUUGUGAUGUCGCUGACCCUGCUCAUUCCUGAUUCCUUUAGGAUUUUAGACCAAUCUGACGGAGUUGACCAUCUCCGGACACAUCUUUAAGGAAUCCGUUUUGAGAUAAACAGGCUUUAAAGUCACAGAGGGCUUUUGAAAGAAACUACAUAAGAUCAUUUUUCAAUUAAUAUCCAUAAUUGCCUAUUUUUUGAAUUUUAAAUUGGGUUCCUUUGCUCCAGACAAGGGCAUUUCCAGGCAUGCAGCCGACAUGGAAAUUAAUAAUAUAUUCCCAAAACAAGUCCAUUUUAAGCUCAAAUAAUGCAAUUUAUAUUUAACUAUGAAAUUAAAGUUUCCCUGCCGGACAAGGAUUGUCCCAACUUUCAAGAAUCCCUAGGCAAAUGUCCUGUUAUUCUACACAUUUUGUCAUGAGGCUGAGAAUUUUUUUUUCAGUUUUAAAGCUAAUUUCCUGUCAUUCAAAUAAAAUAAUUUGUGGCUUAUGACGUGUUCAUAUGCUAUAUGGGGGGCUGGCGGGCCACCUGCCUUGCAGGGGCGUGUGCUAUACCAGCGGUUGGAGCUUGAUGCUGGCUGUUGUUUUGGGUAGCAGAAGCUGCACUUUUUGGACAAUCGGAGGGCGUUGCUGUUCAAUGCCAUUCCUGACCCCAGUGCUCUAAAACAAUACUAACAACUGUUGUCACUACAAUGUGAAAUGUCUGUGUUGGUGUACCUGUCCCUACCAGGGCUUUUGCCCACCGACACCAGGCCAUAGCAGCCUCCACACUAGAGGAACACAGGACCCUUCCAAGUCUUAAAAGCCAGAUUAAUCAGACAUAAUCAUGUUUUCGUGGGUGAUUUGAUACAUUGUGUUUUGAGAGGCCCUGUCUGUGUGUGAUGUGUGGUUGUAUUUAUUAUGUUGUAAAAGGUCCACGUUACAAAUGGAGUUGUCAGCCCCUUGUGAGUUGUAGUUUGUUUUGUACCAGAGCUAGGUCACCAGUGGGGGAACAACAUUGCAAAAACAGAAGACUUGAAAAUAUACAGCAUCAACUGAGAGUCUCCUCGUUCAUUAACUAUGCUGGAUGGUUUUAUAAAACAUGUGAAUUGUAUUCCCAGUACAUUUUUUGUAUUCCAAAUUGAUGUUCAAGGUGUGCAAAUAAUAAUACAAAAUGUCUCAAGGAAAUGGGUGCCUUAAUUUAAAACCAGCGUUUUUCAUAGUUUAAAAUGUGUUGGGUUAUACCAAAAUAAUAUUGAAUUGUAAUGAAAAGGCGACUACUGAAAUUGAGCUACUGCUGUGGGAAACCAAUGACACUGAGGAGAAACAUUUUCUGAUGACUGAAUACAGACAUCGCAUCUCGGAACCCAAACCGGCUGCACGCGUGCGCCAUCGUGCAAACAUUUAUUUUGUCCCCCCACACCAAACGCGAUCACGACAUGCAGGCUAAAAUAUCAAAACAAACUGAACCAAUUACAUUAAUUUGGGGACAGGUCGAAAAGCAUUAAACAUGUAUGGCAAUUUAGCUAGCUAGCUUGCACAUGCUAGCUAAUUUGUCCUAUUUAGCUAGCUUGCUGUUGCUAGCUAAUUUGUCCUGGGAUAUAAACAUUGAGUUGUUAUUUUACCUGAAAUGCACAAGGUCCUCUACUCUGACUGUUAAUCCACACAUAAAGCAGUCAACCGACUCGUUUCUAGUCAUCUCUCCUCCUUCAUCUUUUUCAUCUUUGAAUUUCUAUGGUGAUUGGCAUCUAAACGUUCAUAGUAUUACCACGACAAACGGCAAAACAGUUCGUCUUUCAAUCACCCAUGUGGGUAUAACCAAUGAGGAGAUGGCACUUGGGUACCUGCUUCUAUAAUCCAAUGAGGAGAUGAGAGGCAGGACUUGCAGCACGAUCUGCGUCAGAAAUAGGAAUGACUUCUAUUUUAGCCCUUGGCAACGCAGACGCUCAUUGGCGCGCACGAGCAGUGUGGGUGCAAUAAUUGAAUAACAUGGAUUUCUACAUUUAUUUUGCAACGCUCGCGCAUGCGACGUGUCUGGUCUGGUCAGCAUGUUAGGGUUGGGUUACCAGAGGUAAAGAACACAGAACAAAUCAGAUCAAAUCAGAUCAUAACAGAUCUUGCAUCAGAUACAAACCGUGCAGAAAACAUUUUUUUCCCACACCUCUUCCUCAACAUUUAUUGGCACUUGUCUGGCUGUGGUGUUUUCAUCCUGGUCCCUGGCACUUUUCCACCCCAAUAACAAUGCGCUUUCAUUCCUAUCAAAAUGGUCAUAGGUCACAUUAAUGUAUUUGUAAUAGCUUAGACUACUAAACUAAACCUGGGUCUCUGUGUAAUGGUGUAACUGUUGUGUCAAAGGCUCACAGAAUAAUAAUUGUGUUCUGAUGAUUGUGGCUGCAGACUAGCACAACACUGCCCUCUGCUGUUGAACCUCCAUCACUGCCCAGUUGCUACUAAAACAGAAAGCCCUAACACUUCCCUCCUACAAUUUCUCUGGUCAGGAUUAUUCUGUGCUGUGUUUUACAUACUUUUCAAUACACUAGUGCCCUGAAACAAUAUUUUAAUCACCUGUGCAUAAAAUAGUGUUUAAUUUCCUGAGUUAUUGAUAGACUUGUUAUAAAUGUACACUUAUUGGUAGAAAGUCUUAUCAGGUACCCAAAGGGUCUUACAGCCUCUCAAAAUGCCAUGCCUAGAACUCUGUUCUCUCUAGUUUUGAUUAAAGCAUUGUAUGUACAUGACUAGAAAUGGCAUAGAAUAAGAAUGAAGUAUAUUCUGCUGUUUAUUAGUUAUUCAGUAUUUCCCCAUCUGACUGACAAUAUUCAGAACUGUGACCUUAACUAGACUGGAGGUUUCAUUAAGAUGUAGGAUUGUGUUUGAUGGGACAGUAGUACAGGUGCACCUAUCUGCUGCCAGGAUGCAUCAGUAUUUAUGCAUGAAGGGUGGUGAGGUGUGGAGGUUGACCGACUGGCUCGUUCCUAAGUAGGAUUACAUGGUUCAACGUACCCUAGGCUUGUUUCACUGUAUGAGUCGAUCCCACUCUUUUUCACUAGCUGGUAUAACCUGUAGCUGACCCUCGUUCUUAAUAACCCCACCUUUUCUAUGAUGAUUACUUGUCUUAAACUACAGAUUAUGGACCAGAAUGUUCCUCUUUUAGGAAUGAUCACUUCAAGACAUUUUAUGAGCUUUUGUUUUCUGUUUUGUACCAACAACAGUUUAGUGUUUUUACUAUAUUCACUCCCUGUACUUCUCUUUCUGCUGGAGAAUAAAAACAUAUUUAUUACACUCAA
Messenger RNA from Oncorhynchus kisutch (coho salmon), 11420 nucleotides. RefSeq names its product mitogen-activated protein kinase binding protein 1 (gene mapkbp1). Gene Ontology annotation, molecular function: protein binding. The transcript is spliced from 30 exons. The record is from RefSeq and is a predicted model, not a curated record. Gene Ontology annotation, biological process: positive regulation of JNK cascade; negative regulation of canonical NF-kappaB signal transduction. Lineage: Eukaryota; Metazoa; Chordata; Actinopteri; Salmoniformes; Salmonidae. The coding region runs from base 858 to 6719 and encodes 1953 amino acids. Gene Ontology annotation, cellular component: cytoplasm.